AUGGCCGAUAACGCCGAGUCGAGCGGCGACGCUCAAGUCACCUUCAAGGUCAAGACCUCAUCUGACACCAUCCACUCCAUCACCAUGUCCGAGGCUGCCACCGUCCUCGAACUCAAGACCAAGCUGGCCGGCCAAGACCUCGAGAACGUCCCGGUUGAGCGGCAACGCCUGAUCUACUCCGGCCGCGUCAUGAAGAACGACGACCCGCUCAGCAACUACAAGAUCAAGCACAACAAUACCAUCCACAUGGUCAAGAGCGCUGCCAGCAACCAGACCCAGCCCGCCUCCGCAUCGUCUACCUCUACACCCCCGGCCGUGCCUACCAACAUGGCCUCCGGUACUGCUAACAACCCCUUGGCUGGCUUGACUGGCGCUCGAUACGCUGGCCACCAGAUCAACCUCCCCGGUCUCGACAUGUUUGGACCCGACGGUGGUAUGGGCCCUCCCAUGGACGAGGAGCGCAUUCAGCGCCUGAUGUCCGACCCCAACGUCCAGCAGUCAAUGAACGAGGCCCUCAACAACCCCGACUUCGUCAACAUGCUCAUCGAAUCGAACCCGAUGCUAAGAAACAUGCCCAACGCUCGAGACAUCAUAACGUCACCCUUCAUGCGACAGAUGAUGAGCAAUCCUCAGAUGAUGGGCCAGGCUAUGCGCAUGCAGAGGAACUUGCGAGGCAGCGAGGGGGGUUUCCCUGCUCCUGGCGCCACGGAUACGAGCCCCGAGGGAGCUGCACCUAGUGCCACUGAUCCUGCAAGCGCCAAUCAGAACCAGCAGAACCCCUUCCUCAACCCCUUCAUGAUGCCCGGUAUGUUGGGCGGCCAGCAAGGUGGAGAUGGCGCCCAACCGAACAUUGCCCAUAUGCUACAACAGCUUCAGGCCUUGAACGCGAUGUCGGGGCCGCACCCAUUCACAGGUCAAACCGCAGGCCAGACGGCUACUCCUCAGGCUGGAUCAGGAACGACGCCCAGCCAAGGCACGACGGAAACACCGGCGGCGGCAGGAAGCACCCCCGGCCAGGGUACAUCGAGCCCACCCGCGGGGAACCCAUUCGCGGCACUGUUUGCCCCCCCAGGAGGUGCCCAGCCAAGCCCCUUCGGAAUGACCCCCGAGAUGAUGCAGCAAAUGAUGCAACUGAUGGGAGGAGGAGCCGCGCCCGCAGCGCCUGCAGACAACCGGCCCCCGGAGGAGCGCUAUGCGGAACAGCUGCGUCAGCUAAAUGACAUGGGAUUCUUCGACUUCGAUAGAAACGUUGCGGCCCUGAGGCGCAGUGGAGGAAGCGUCCAAGGCGCCAUUGAGCACCUCCUGAAUGAGUCGUGA
Ilyonectria robusta is the source of this 1317-nucleotide messenger RNA. RefSeq lists its product as uncharacterized. The record is from RefSeq and is a predicted model, not a curated record. Lineage: Eukaryota; Fungi; Ascomycota; Sordariomycetes; Hypocreales; Nectriaceae. Gene Ontology annotation, biological process: ubiquitin-dependent protein catabolic process. Gene Ontology annotation, molecular function: polyubiquitin modification-dependent protein binding. The transcript has 2 exons. The coding region runs from base 1 to 1317 and encodes 438 amino acids. Gene Ontology annotation, cellular component: cytosol.